Propithecus coquereli (Coquerel's sifaka) is the source of this 234-nucleotide messenger RNA. RefSeq names its product semenogelin-2-like. Gene Ontology annotation, cellular component: extracellular region. The annotation marks the transcript as partial. Gene Ontology annotation, biological process: coagulation; negative regulation of flagellated sperm motility. The transcript is spliced from 4 exons. Lineage: Eukaryota; Metazoa; Chordata; Mammalia; Primates; Indriidae. The record is from RefSeq and is a predicted model, not a curated record.
AUGAAGUCCACCAUCUUCUUUGCCUUUUCUCUGCUCCUGAUCCUUGAGAAGCAAGCAGCUGUGCUGGGAUUCAGUGGUGGAUCCCAAGGCCAAUUACCUGUCCAAAAUGGACUCUUAGUAUAUGACGAGGAUCAAAAUGAGUCAGAAUAUCCUAAUCAAGAUCAAGGGUAUGGUCAAUAUGAAUAUGAGGUGCCAGAGGGAAAUUGCAAAACAGAACAGAAGAAAGAAAAAGAG